UGGAAUUUGUUCUCCCAAAUUGCUUCAGAUUCUGGAUAGACCUUCAGAGAUGCCAGAAAAGCUUCUGCAAGAACGAUUUCGCAAGCUUAGUCGGUUUCCAGAGGCUUUCUGUUCCAUUCAGUACACAGGGACCAGAACAUAUAAUCCUCCAACUGACUUUUCCGGAGUGUUGCAGACCAUCGAACAGCAGUUGAACAACAAUGCAACUCGAUCUCCCAGACCUCCAGGAAUCAUUUUCAAGGCUUUGAAAGCUUUGAGCGAUCGUUUUAAUGGAGAAAUUGCAGAUGAUCAGAUGGCUCACAGUUGCUUCUUCCCUGAUGAAUAUUUCACUUGUUCUUGCACAUGUCUCAGCUGUGGUGCCCGUUCUGAAUUUUCGGAGGAAUUUGCUCACUUGUCCACCCUGCUGAUACACCAGAAAGUUCACACAGUGGAGAAACCAUUAAUCUGCUCUGAAGGUGGGAAGGAUUCGCUCAAUCAUCCACUUUGCUGA
Messenger RNA from Rhincodon typus (whale shark), 490 nucleotides. Its product is annotated as zinc finger FYVE domain-containing protein 1-like. The coding region runs from base 50 to 490 and encodes 146 amino acids. Lineage: Eukaryota; Metazoa; Chordata; Chondrichthyes; Orectolobiformes; Rhincodontidae. The transcript is spliced from 4 exons. The record is from RefSeq and is a predicted model, not a curated record.